This is a messenger RNA of Aureobasidium melanogenum CBS 110374, 318 nucleotides long. RefSeq lists its product as uncharacterized. Bases 1 to 318 code for a protein of 105 amino acids. The record is from RefSeq and is a predicted model, not a curated record. Lineage: Eukaryota; Fungi; Ascomycota; Dothideomycetes; Dothideales; Saccotheciaceae. The transcript has 2 exons.
AUGUCUCCCUAUGCAGAUGAUUGGCGCAGUGCCAUCGCGGCAAAGCAGGAAAAGCAAGCUGGUGACAAAAUCACCAUGCCCACCAACAAGAAGACUGACGCUGCUGCUCCCACCACCAAGUGCUCUGCUCUUAUGGGCACCCCGGCUGGCUCUAUCGCCAGCAUCUGGCUGGCUACAAAGGCCAAGUUCACCAAAGAACCCACCGCGGGCAACAUCAUCAAGAAGGCCAAUGGCCAGAUUCUCGUCGCUGAACCUUCGGGCUUCAGAUUUAUCUUCGAAGAUGAGAUGCUGCAGCAACUCAUGCUGCUCAACGCUUGA